Molecule: messenger RNA, 1526 nt
Organism: Asparagus officinalis (garden asparagus)
Lineage: Eukaryota; Viridiplantae; Streptophyta; Magnoliopsida; Asparagales; Asparagaceae
Product: BTB/POZ domain-containing protein At1g55760
Exons: 5
Coding region: 407-1399 (330 amino acids)
Molecular function (GO): protein binding
Source: RefSeq, a predicted model, not a curated record
ACUCCCUUUCCCUUCUCCCACAAAAAAAAAAAAAAAACCAAAUCUUCCCACUUUCGCAGCAUCAGAAUAAAAUUCUUGAAGUGCAGUGAAAGCCAACAAAAGCACCAUCUCUCUCUUUAAACCCAAUAAAAACCCAACUUAUAUCCUCAUCCAUCUCAGACUUAGAAGCAACUCCCAUCCCAUUGCGUGCUUAAUUGUCCCAUAAAACCCAUAACUACAAAAAAAAAAGCCAGAGCAAAAAACAGAGCAAAACAGAGUGCUUAAUUAUCUCUUUCUUCUUCUAUGAAGGAGAGGGGCUUUGAUAUAAGCAAAGCUGGGAAAGUCAGGGGAGCUCCUGGGGAUAUUGGAUUGCUUCAAUGAGAUCAAGUACGCGAUUGCGGCAGCAGCUUCUUCUUCAGGGGAGGGAAUGAGUGAUUCGGCUUAUCGAGUUGAGACUACAUCAAGGCUCGCUCAAUGGAGGAUAGAGGCUCUCUCUUCUUGUACAUAUAGAAAGUCUGAUCCUUUCAAGAUUGGGAUUUGGAAUUGGUUUUUGACGGUGGAGAGGAAUAAGCAGUUCUAUGUGAAGUUAUACCCAGAGACAUCAACCUUAACUAGAGAGCAACCCCCAGUUGCAACCUUAAACAUCAAAAUUGUUUCCUCCUCUUCCCCCAAUAGGAAAACUAUAGUUCACCCAGGAAUUUGUGACAAGCAGUUAAAGAACAGUGAUGACUUCGUGUGGGCUAUCGAUACACCGUUAACUGGCAAAUUCAUCAUAGAUGUUGAGUUUCUUGAUCUAAAGAUUGUUCCCCCAUCAGGGGGAGAGUCAAUGUCAAUAUGGACAGGCCACCAAAUUGAAACGCGCUCCCUAUCAACAUCCCUCACCUCCCUGGCCCUAAUGCUCUCCGACGCGGUCCUCGCCGACAUCACCAUUACAGCCAGCGACGGAGGCAGCAUCCCCGCCCACCGCGCCGUCCUCGCGACUCGAUCACCCGUAUUUCGCAGCAUGUUCUCUCAUGAUCUCAAGGAGAAGUCUCUCUCCACUGUCCAUAUCUCCGACAUGUCCUUUGAUGCUUGCAGGGCCUUUCUCAAUUACAUCUACGGCGACUUCCAAGCCAAAGAGUUCUUGGCUCAUCGCCUCGCCCUCCUCAGUGCCGCCGACAAGUACAGCAUCGACGACCUCAAAGAGGCAUGCCAUGACAGUCUAUCGGAGGACAUUGACGCUAAGAAUGUGCUCGAGAGGCUGCAGACCGCGCACCUCUACGGACUGUCAAAGCUCAAGAGUGGUUGCUUGAGGUAUCUGGUGAACUUCGGCAAGGUUUAUGAGAUAAAGGACGAGUUCAAUGAGUUUUUAUUGAAUGGAGAUCGAGAGCUUAUAAGUGAAAUCUUUAGUGAGGUCCUUGCUGCUUGGAAAGGGUUUUAGAGGUUUGGUGUACGAACUGAUACUGUACAGAAUUUGGUUAAGUGGUAUGCGUGUGUGCAUUCUUUGGGUGAAAAAGAUGUACAUUUUUUUUUAAAUGAAGGGGAUAUGAUGAGAUCAUUGUUUUUCA